AUGGGCUCGUUAACGGAAUCUACAGCGGCCUUCGCAUCAAGGGCUAAAGAGAUUGGCUUGACUCAAGCCAAUGUGGCCACGAUGACGGGGACCGGAGUGGAUACGCUUUCCAAAUUAGCUUUUGCAACAGUUCCGCCGGGCCAGUCACCGAGCGACGAUCAGGUACAGCGGCUCUUCGGGGCAACGCCCAUCACGGCAGGGACGAUGGCUGCAGCAAAGCGCUUGAUCUUUGAGGCCCAUACCCUCGUAGUCCAAGAGUUAAAAACUCGGGUUCAGAGGGGGGAUUCUGGAGCACCUUCGACGCUUGCCACAGCAGAGAGGGAAGAGCGCAUCACAGAGCAGCGUGCAAGGAUCACAGGCCUUUUGCAUCGUGGAGUCGAAGAGCCUAGCCAUGCCUCUUACGACUUGGUGUACGCCAUGUUGUCCGCGGAUUCCUUGACGUACUUAGGGCCAGACAGGUUUCCGACCCGACAGUCCGAACUUCAGGGUAAGAAGCCCGGGAAGGAGCUCACCAUCGACGGGAACAGUGUGACGGUGAGAGACAAGGUGCCUCAUCAAACCUGCACGACAGGGACCGAGCUUGAGCUUACGCAGGCUCUGAGGCGGCGAGCCUUAGCAUUUGAUUUAGUCAAGUGCGCCAGUUAUGACACCAUGAAUCGGUAUCACUCGUCGUUGAUCCAUCGACUGCAGGAGUUGCCACCGCCUACUUACGUAAAGAUUUCGGUGGCACAAGUGCUUAGGGCAGACAGGGCAGCUUUCACUCGCAUUGCCGAAAGCCUACCCUCGAUCAAGCGUCAGCCUGAUGGGGCUUUGCCUCUGGAUCGAGCCCUUGAGAACAUUCUUCAGGAUCCCAGCAUCAGCUUCCACUUGUUGCCGUUGAAAGGUGGCGAAACCGAUGAUAACAAGCGGAAGUGGACAGAUGAUGCCAAAAAGACCGAUGAUUCGACCAACGAGACCAACGAAGGGAAGAGGCUGUGUUGGGCAUACAACAUUGAUGGGUGUCCCAAUGCCGCUGACGGCGAGGAGUGUCCUCGCGGCUGGCACUUGUGUUGCGAGCCAAAUUGCUUCAAGGCGCAUCCGUUGCCCAAGCACCGGAAGGUUAAGGGGGUCUCUUUAGAUGAAUGUCUCGUCUUGGAGGUCUCGCCGGGGUCGGGGCGAUUGACUGCAUGCCUCAAGCAGCGUCAGCUUGAUAACAGUUUUUCCGUUGAUAGAACAGCCGGCAAGUGCUGUGCACCACGAAUUGUUGUUGACUUGUGUACAGAGUCGGGUCGCAAGCAGUUCCAGGAGAUUUUGACCGAAGAAAAUUUGAUGUAUGUUCAUUUCUAUCCGCCCAGUAAUACUACAAGCCGUGCCAGAUUGCGUCAAUUUGCAGGAGCCCCUGCAAUCCUUCGGAACGAAACCCAUCCUGACGGAGUUCCAGGGUUGGGGCUAGCCGAUCGUACUAGAGUGAGUGAUGCCAAUGCUUACCUGCGUGCUGUGGCUGCAGCUUGCAAAACAUGUCACGAACGCGGAGUCCUUUUCAGUAUCUGCAACCCAGAGUCAAGUUUUAUGUGGGCUACCAAGCCUUUGCGACUUUUGCUUCAGGAAGUUCCUCUCUUCACAACGCACUUUCACCUUUGCAGCUUCGAAUCGCCCUUCAAGAAGGCCAUGCGGAUGCUGCACUCACUACCAAAAUUCUUGGAGUUGCAUCGUCCAUGCGCCGGUGGACAUGUACAUAAGUUUUGGUCUAAGGGUGUGGGCUGCAAGUUCGACCGUGAUUUGGAUUUUCCUUGGGGUUUGUGCAAGGCAAUGUCACAGCUUCUGCAAGAUCAACUACUUGACAUGGGGGCCAAGCCUCUGCCUACUGACUUAAGUCAGACAACAGCCACAGUUGCAGCGGCCAGAGCUGUUGCUGGGUGGCAGAGCAACAAGCGUGUCCUUCCUCUGGUUCCGGAGUUCAAGCAUGUUGUGAAUGUUCGUGGCAGCUUCCCUGCUGCGUCUAUGCAAGGUCUUCAAGUAGGCUGCAAACUCCCUGCAUCGUGGGAGGUACCUGCAUCUGCAAAUGUUGACCCGUGCUUUGUGUCGUCGGUGCCACAAGGUUCCAAAAUCCUUCGCAUCCUCACGGUGCCGGGGGAAAUGUCAGAGGAUGCUCCGGACAACUUGAGUGCAGCUCAGGCUGGCCGCGUAUUGCCGAGCCUUUCUGCUCCGCCCGAAGAUGCUCACCCAGCUGAGAAGCUUGCUUGCAUCAUGUUGCAGUGGAACACUCGCUUCAGCCAAGAGGAGAUGCGAACUCUUCUGGACAUGUUGCCGCAAAAACAUCAGACCAGAGCCAGGGGGAGCUGUGACGAACAGUCCAAUCAGUUUCUGUGUGGAGCCUAUGCUCAUGGGCCCAUGACGGGCUGCAAGAACUUGACACGAGAUAUGCCUUGGUGCACUGCCGUGCUUUGCAAGCAUGUUCGUGAUAACGCUCCGGGUUUUUGCUUCUCUGCCGUGGGCUACCUGUGCAAUGUGCGCGCAGAGGCCCAUCGAGAUUUGCAUAAUGAGCCAGGGACAAAAAACCUGGUCAUGGCAACGCAUGAUUGUGCUGGCGGUGGACUGUGGCUUGAGGAGGCAGGUGGGCCUGUUGCGAUGGUCGUCGAUAAAACUCAGCGUGCUGGGAGGUUUCAUGACUUGGCAGUUGGAAGGCCUUUUAUCUUCGAACCGAAGCGUUGGCAUGCUACUCAACCGUGGCGAGGUGACAGAGGAGUGAUCGUUGCAUACACCCCAGUGGGAGUGACCAAACUUGCAACUGCCGACAAAGGGUUCUUAGAAAAUUUGGGUUUUCCCUUAGGCCCCUCUUCUGGUUCUAGUGAUGUGCCUCCCAGGGUUGCAAAAGUACAAAAAGGAAGUAUCGUUUUCGGCGUGUACCAUGAACCGGAGGAGUUUGUGGCGAGAGCGUUGAGCGUGCAACAUCCUUGUCACUUGGAAAGCCUUUUGCCAUCAGAGCUUGUUGAGGCCAUACGGGCAAAUCACUCCAAAGAUGUCGCUACGCUUGGGCGCGAGCGCACCGAGAUGCUCAAGAAAUGGCUUGCUCGCGCUGAGGAGCUGGAAACUGCCGAAAAACAGCUCAAGGGAUCUUUCAGCUCCCAUCGACGUCAAGUGUUGUGCAACAAGCGGCUGCUCUUGAUGAAAGAGAUGCUUGACAGUGUGGGACACGAGGACGAGGACUUGAUUUCUGAUCUGUCAAACGGUUUCGACUUGACCGGACCCUUGCCCCGAUCUAAUGCCUUUAAGAAUAAGUACCGCCCGGCAGCCAUGGCCGAGGAAACGCUUAGGAAAAGUGCGGGAUUAGUUAGGGGUCAGGUUUUGGCUUCGGUUAAAAGUUCAGGGGACGAGAUCGUGGAUCGAGGUGUACUGGCAGCCACCGAGAAAGAGUUGUCCAAAGGCUUCAUCGAGGGGCCGGUGUGUGCUAGUGACAUCCCUGCUGAUGGGACGGUCACGCAUCGCUUCGGAGUGAUCCAAGGAGAAACCGAGGAGGGUCCCAAAGUGAGACCGAUCGACAACUACUUGAGUUCGCUGGUAAAUUCGGUUGUGUCCCAAAGUGAACAAGUGCCCGUCCACACGUUGGACGUAGUUGCUGGCAUGUUGGCGAUGUGGUUGCACUUGUCUCCUUUGAAGUCCUUGCGUGAGGGACUUGUGUGCAAAUGUUGGGACCUCAGUGCCGCAUACAAGCAACUACCGCUUAGUGACAAAAGUUUCGAAAAGGAUAGCUUCUUCGUGAUUUACUGCCCCCGCACUCGCAAGCAUGUCAUCUACAAGCAGCGGGUCAUGCCCUUCGGGGCGAAAGCCUCAGUGACUGCCUUCAUCCGUUGUGCAUUCGGAAUUUGGCGGCUGGGGGUAAAAAUGUUUUCCUUGGUCUGGAGUUUUUAUUUUGACGAUUUUCUAUCGGCUUGCAAGCCGGAGGAGCGUCGACACGUGGAGGUCGUCAUCAGCACGCUUUUCAGGAUUCUAGGUUGGGAUCUUUCGCUAGAUAAACUUCUGCCCUAUGACGUGUGCUGUAAAGUCCUUGGAAUCAAGAUCGACGUGGCGGAGGCUCGCCUGGGACUCUUCAAGCUGGCGAACACUGAAAAACGUGUGAUGGAGUUAACCGCUGCCUUGGACGAAGUCUUGCUAGCCGAGAGGUUGUCGCAUUCCGACUGCGAGAAACUUCGGGGUAGGCUGCAGUUUGCUUCCGGCCAGUUGUUCGGUCGAAGGGCGAAGGUUGCUCUGCACCAGCUUAGCCGGCAUCAUGGAGGUCGGUUGAGCGAGGCCACUUCUAAGGCGUGUCGCUUCUUGAGGCGUUUGGUUUCGUCAAACCAGAGCCGCUUGAUUAGUCGACAACUUGGCAAUGUCGUGCAUGUGUAUGUGGACGCAUCCUUCAGCGAUGAGGGCAAGCUUUGUGGCAUCGGGGGCAUGGCUUAUGACCAUAAAGGCUCUUUGCUCCAAUGGUUCGGUGAAAACCUUGAUGCUUCGCUUGUUUCCCAAGUCAUGACGUCUUUUGAGCGUGUCAAAGAGACCGUCAUUUUUGAGCUGGAGGCUUUGGCGGUACAUGUUGCGCUGAAGUGUUUCUUCAAAGCUCUUAAGGGCAAGAAUGUGGUUGUGUUCACCGACAACGAAGGUGUUCACGGCGCCUUCGUGAAGUGCUGGACUGUGAGUCAGUUUGCAACGCAUGUCAUCGAUGCGGUAUGUGAGAUCGAAGAAAGCCUUGGCUUUAUGAUCUGGUACGAUCGAGUUCCAUCUGCAAGUAAUCCUUCGGAUCCGCUUUCAAGAGGAGUGUGGAAUCUGCCGACACCUGUGCGUGUUAGGCCUGCGGCUAAGUUCUUCGAGGACCUUCUUGAAAAGUCGAAGUCACGACUGAAGCAAGCGGAGUUUGCAAGAGCAGUGCAAGAGCAGCAGUUCGCCAACAGCAAGUGUGUGCUACGAUAUUGCGGUAUCUUGUCUACGGAGCAGCUGGACGUGAAGUCCCAGUUGAACACAGCCGUGUACAAUUGGUGGGACGAGAGCUCUCAGGCUCCUCCGAAGCGCCGCCCUCGAGGUGAUGACGACAACGUUGCGCUUCCAGACCUGCAGCUGCUGGCUUGGCAGGAUGGUGGAGCCAUUUGCCCCCAGAGCCUUGCAGGCAAGUUCCCCAGCGGCACGGACGAGGAAUCGGAGCUGACCAAGCUUCGGAAAAGUUUCGAGAGUGAGUUCCCCCGACCCCGGGCACCAACUCGCUCCAUGAGCAGCCUGAGUGUGGGGACAGACACCGGAGCGCGGGUUGCCGGCAGCUGCGACUACAGUCAAGAUGGAGAGCCUUUGGAUGUGCAAAGAGUUCUCGACUUGGAAGCGGUUGCAGUUGCAGACUUCUCCGAGACCCCGCUUGGCACCACAGUUCCGAAGGCCGGCAAGCUGGCUGUCAUGAUCACGGAGAAGUACGAGAUGUGGGUUGGAAAUCUCACUGACUCGGAGCUGCAAACUGGCCCUUGUGAACUUUGUGGCUUUGGAACGGGAAGCUACAAGGAGAUGAUUGUCAUCAAUGUGGCAGAAGAGCCGAGCGGCGUUGCAUUUCGGAUUACAGACGACCGGGAGCUGGUCGUGGUGGACAAAAAGCUCGUUCCUUUGUGCGAAGUUCUGCGGCAAGCUGCUGUGGACAACGGGCUGGCCCACGUGGACAUUGAGAGCCACCUCAUCGCAGCCAAGCUUGCACCGCCGGAAGGCGACAACGAGCCGCAGCCCGUGGUGUUCAGGUACAACAUCUCGGGGCUGGUUUCUUCGAAAACCAGCGUGUUCAAGCCGACCCCGCUCGAUGGUGAUACCGAUAAGAGUUCCGUCAAGGGCGCCGUCCUGGGUGCCGCCUACAACGGCAACUACAAUCAGGUCAUCAACAACAAGCGAGCCAAGAUCUGCUGGGAGGCUGCCUGCUAUGAUCCCGUGAUGAUUUCUUCCAACCCUCCACGGCUGAUGCCCAUCAAGCCGAAGAUCUACCUGACUGCCGUAAUCACCGAGCCGGAACAGCCGAAGAAAAGACCUUCUGCGCUCAAGCCCACUUCGUUCAAGCCCAGUUCCAAGAAGAAGCCCAGUGCCAGUUCCAGCAAGAAGCCAAAAGUUGCUGAGUCAGAAGCCGAAACCGAGAACCCUCUUGAGCCUGAGGAGUUGUCUGAGGACUUAGGAUCCCCAGAGGAGGGUCCGGAGGAAGAAGGUGAGAGUGAGGAAAUCCCCGUGCCAGCCAAGAAGCCCAGCGUGAAAAAGAUCCCGAAAGAGAAGAAGAAGCCAACAGUGAAGCCGAAGGGUAGCAAAAAGGAGAAGUCAACAGAGUCGAAGCCGGAGGGUAGCCCAACGGAGGAGAAGCAGGAGGGUAGCCCAAAAGAGGAGAAGUCAAGCGCGUCGAAGCCGAAGGGUAGCCCAAAAGAGGAGAAGUCAAGCGAGUCGAAGCCGAAGGGUAGCCCAAAAAAGGAGAAGUCAAGCGAGUCGAAGCCGAAGGAAAGCAAGAAGCCACCAAGCAAAGCGACGAAGGAGCCUAAGGCCAAAGCCAAGUCGAAAGCAAAGGCAAAAGCAAAGGCGAAAGCACGCUCAGGACAUCUUGUUUUUGAGCUCUGUAUUCUUGUUUAA
Symbiodinium sp. CCMP2592 is the source of this 6585-nucleotide messenger RNA. The record is from the annotation of a GenBank genome assembly. Lineage: Eukaryota; Dinophyceae; Suessiales; Symbiodiniaceae.